AUGCUAACUUCCGCGAUAGAUAUAUCUACCUCCCCCUCCCCCGCUUCCUCCUUCUCGGAGCGUGCGGAGUCGUUCGUCGACGCCGUGCUGGGCACGGCCGAUAACGGCUCCGCCGCUACCGCUGCUCCUGCCCGCGCCCCCGCGACCGCGCCUACCGCCGCCGCCUCUGCCUCUGCUGCGCUGGCCGCCCUUACGUCGCCCUUCUAG
Messenger RNA from Hirsutella rhossiliensis, 207 nucleotides. RefSeq lists its product as uncharacterized. Bases 1 to 207 code for a protein of 68 amino acids. The record is from RefSeq and is a predicted model, not a curated record. NCBI's taxonomy places the organism in Eukaryota, Fungi, Ascomycota, Sordariomycetes, Hypocreales, Ophiocordycipitaceae. The transcript has a single exon.